GUCGUGUAGUAGCAACCUUCCUGAUCUCUUUCUCUGUCCGGAGCCAUGUGCAAGCUUAAAAAUCCCUUUUUCUCUUCUCUCCUUCUUUUGCUUCUUUACCUUCCUGUCCUGGUCUCUGCAGACUGUGCUUGUGAAAACGAGCUGGGAGACAGUAGCAGUAACAAAACCAAGGCUUUGAAAUACAAACUUGUUGCAAUAUCAUCAAUCUUGAUCGCCAGUGCUCUGGGGGUUUCUCUCCCGAUAUUGGGCAAGAAAAUCCCAACUUUUCAACCCGAAAACAAUGUUUUCUUUCUGAUCAAAGCGUUUGCAGGUGGAGUGAUUCUCGCCACUGGCUUCGUUCACAUACUUCCUGAUGCGUACGAGUCCUUAUCUAGCCCUUGCAUUGGUGAAAAGCCCUGGGGGGUUUUCCCUUUCACGGGGUUUUUGGCUAUGGUUUCUGCCAUAGUGACGAUGAUGAUUGAUACAAUUGCGACUAGUUUCUAUAAGAGGUCGCAUUUCAACAAAGCUUUGCCGGUGAAUGGUGAUGAGGAGAUGCUAGGGGAGCAUGGGGGCCACGUUCAUGUUCACACGCAUGCCACUCAUGGGCAUGCUCAUGGAUCCGCCUUUGUAUCAGAGGAUUCUGGAUCAUCUGGUCUCAUAAUUAGGCAGCGUAUUAUAUCGCAGGUGUUAGAGGUGGGGAUUGUAGUUCAUUCAGUGAUAAUUGGGAUCGCUUUGGGUGCUUCCCAGACUGCAAAGACAAUCAAGCCUCUUGUAGCGGCAUUGACUUUCCAUCAAUUCUUCGAAGGCAUGGGACUCGGUGGCUGCAUCUCUCAGGCAAAAUUCAAGACCCGCGCCAUUGGAAUCAUGUUACUUUUCUUCUCCUUCACGACCCCAAUGGGAAUUGCGUUCGGCAUGGGCGUAUCGAAGAUUUACAAUGAGAAUAGCUCCAAAGCUCUGGUGGUGGAAGGAAUCUUCAACUCCCUUUCAGCUGGAAUCUUGAUUUACAUGUCUCUUGUUGACCAGCUGGCUGCAGAUUUCAUGAACCCCAGAAUGCAAAGCAGUAUAAAACUGCAGCUUGGAUGUAAUCUUUCGCUGCUUCUGGGGGCAGCAUGCAUGUCACUCUUAGCCAAAUGGUUCUGACUGCCUAAGCCAAGAAUAAAAUACAUUUUGUAACCAUCCUUACCCUUUUUGUACUAAACAUGGUAUCUGUUCUUCCUUGUCUGUUGCUUGAAAAAGUAGUCAACGUGAUAGCACAUCAAUGGAGGAACAAAUGCCUUAAUUUCAGUGUCGGGUCAUUGUGAGCCUGGGAGCCAUUUUUCAGUGCCAUGGCUUUUGAAAUAAACAAAGAGUCUUUUGGUUCUUCCUAA
Molecule: messenger RNA, 1346 nt
Organism: Theobroma cacao (cacao)
Lineage: Eukaryota; Viridiplantae; Streptophyta; Magnoliopsida; Malvales; Malvaceae
Product: zinc transporter 1-like
Biological process (GO): zinc ion transmembrane transport
Cellular component (GO): plasma membrane
Molecular function (GO): zinc ion transmembrane transporter activity
Source: RefSeq, a predicted model, not a curated record